AUGCCUAAAGAAGAAGAGAAGAAGGAAGAGGACAAGAAGAAGAAGGAAGAGAAGCCUAAGGAAGAAGUCAAGCCGAAGGAAGAAGUCAAGCCGAAGGAAGAGUUGAAACCUGAGGAAGAGAAGCCGAAAGAGGAGGUUAAACCAAAGGAAGAGAAGCCGAAAGAGGAAGUUAAACCGAAGGAAGAGGACAAGAAGAAGAAGGAAGAGAAGCCUAAGGAAGAAGUCAAGCCGAAGGAAGAGUUGAAACCUAAGGAAGAGAAGCCGAAAGAGGAGGUUAAACCUAAGGAAGAGGACAAGAAGAAGAAGAAGGAAGAGAAGAGGAAGAAUGAUAGCCUAAGUAAGAAGAAGGACAAGAAGAAGAAAGAAGGAAAGAGAAGCCUAAGGAAGAAGUUAAACCUAAGGAAGAGAAGCCGAAAGGAGGAGUUAAACCUAAAGGAAAGAGAGGGAAGAAGAGGAAAGAGGAAGUUAAACCUAAGGAAGAGAAGGAAGAGGCCAAGAAGAAGAAGAAGGAAGAGAAGGCCUAAGGAAGAGGUCAAGCCGAAGGAAGAGUUGAAACCUAAGGAAGAGAAGCCGAAAGAGGAAGUCGUGACGAAGAUCUCUGAAGAGGCAGUUACGACUGACGUGGAGCUUGUGAAGCAGGAAGCACACUCUGGACUAGAGAUUGACCUGAUAACCAUUGUUUUUGAUAACCUAAGUUCUUCGCUAAUUCGUACUCAAAAGAGGAAAGAAAAGGAAAAAGUAAAGCCAAAAGAUGACGAUAAAGAGCUGAUGCCUAAAGAAGAAGAGAAGAAGGAAGAGGACAAGAAGAAGAAGGAAGAGAAGCCUAAGGAAGAAGUGAAACCUAAGGAAGAGAAGCCGAAAGAGGAGGUUAAACCAAAGGAAGAGAAGCCGAAAGAGGAGGUUAAACCUAAGGAAGAGAACAAGAAGAAGAAGGAAGAGAAGCCUAGAAGGAAGAAACUGAAGAGGAGAAGUACGAAAGAGAAGUUGAAGCAGGAAGAAGUCUGGAAAGAGGAAGAUAACCUGAAGGAAGAGAAGCCGAAAGAGGAGAAGAGGACAAGAAGAAGAAGGAAGGAGAAGCCUAAGGAAGAAGAAGAGUUGAAACCUAAGGAAGAGAAGCCGAAAGAGGAGGUUAAACCAAAGGAAGAGAAGCCGAAAGAGGAAAAGAAGAGAAGCAGAAGAGAGGAAGUAAAAGGAAGAGGACAGAAGAAGAAGAAGGAAGAGAAGCCUAAGGAAGAAGUGAAACCUAAGGAAGAAGCGAAAGAGGAGGUUAAACCAAAGGAAGAGAAGCCGAAAGAGGAAGUUAAACCUAAGGAAGAGGACAAGAAGAAGAAGGAAGAGAAGCCUAAGGAAGAAGUCAAGCCGAAGGAAGAGUUGAAACCUGAGGAAGAGAAGCCGAAAGAGGAGGUUAAACCAAAGGAAGAGAAGCCGAAAGAGGAAGUCGUGACGAAGAUCUCUGAAGAGGCAGUUACGACUGACGUGGAGCUUGUGAAGCAGGAAGCACACUCUGGACUAGAGAUUCCCUCUAACAUUGUUUUUGAUAACCUAAGUUCUUCGCUAAUUCGUACUCAAAAGAGGAAAGAAAAGGAAAAAGUAAAGCCAAAAGAUGACGAUAAAGAGCUGAUGCCUAAAGAAGAAGAGAAGAAGGAAGAGGACAAGAAGAAGAAGGAAGAGAAGCCUAAGGAAGAAGUGAAACCUAAGGAAGAGAAGCCGAAAGAGGAGGUUGAAACCAAGGAAGAGAAGCCGAAAGAGGAGCCGAAGGAAGAGUUGAAACCUGAGGAAGAGAAGCCUAAGGAAGAGUUGAAACCUGAGGAAGAGAAGCCGAAAGAGGAGGUUAAACCAAAGGAAGAGGACAAGAAGAAGAAGGAAGAGAAGCCUAAGGAAGAAGAGGGAAAAAAGGAAGAGAAGCCGAAAGAGGAGGUUAAACCAAAGGAAGAGAAGCCGAAAGAGGAAGUUAAACCUAAGGAAGAGGCGAAGAAGAAGAAGAAGGAAGAGAAGCCUAAGGAAGAAGAAAAAGGAAGAGGAGUAAAGAGUAAAAAGGAAGAGAAGCCGAAAGAGGAAGUUAAACCUAAGGAAGAGGACAAGAAGAAGAAGGAAGAGAAGCCUAAAGAAGAAGUCAAGCCGAAGGAAGAAGUCAAGCCGAAGGAAGAGUUGAAACCUGAGGAAGAGAAGCCGAAAGAGGAGGUUAAACCAAAGGAAGAGAAGCCGAAAGAGGAAGUUAAACCUAAGGAAGAGGACAAGAAGAAGAAGGAAGAGAAGCCUAAGGAAGAAGUGAAACCUAAGGAAGAGAAGCCGAAAGAGGAGGUUAAACCAAAGGAAGAGAAGCCGAAAGAGGAAGUUAAACCUAAGGAAGAGGACAAGAAGAAGAAGAAGGAAGAGAAGCCUAAGGAAGAAGUCAAGCCGAAGGAAGAGUUGAAACCUGAGGAAGAGAAGCCGAAAGAGGAGGUUAAACCGAAGGAAGAGAAGCCGAAAGAGGAGGUUAAACCGAAGGAAGAGGACAAGAAGAAGAAGGAAGAGAAGCCGAAAGAGGAGGUUAAACCAAAGGAAGAGAAGCCGAAAGAGGAGGUUAAACCUAAGGAAGAGAAGCCGAAAGAGGAAGUUAAACCUAAGGAAGAGGACAAGAAGAAGAAGGAAGAGAAGCCUAAGGAAGAAGUGAAAACAGAUGAGGAGGACAAAAAGAAGAAGAAGAAGGAAGAGAAGCCUAAGGAAGAAGUCAAGCCGAAGGAAGAAGUCAAGCCGAAGGAAGAGUUGAAACCUGAGGAAGAGAAGCCGAAAGAGGAGGUUAAACCGAAGGAAGAGGACAAGAAGAAGAAGGAAGAGAAGCCUAAGGAAGAAGUGAAACCUAAGGAAGAGUUGAAACCUGAGGAAGAGAAGCCGAAAGAGGAGGUUAAACCAAAGGAAGAGAAGCCGAAAGAGGAAGUUAAACCUAAGGAAGAGGACAAGAAGAAGAAGAAGAAGGAAGAGAAGCCUAAGGAAGAGGUCAAGCCGAAGGAAGAGUUGAAACCUGAGGAAGAGAAGCCGAAAGAGGAAGUCGUGACGAAGAUCUCUGAAGAGGCAGUUACGACUGACGUGGAGCUUGUGAAGCAGGAAGCACACUCUGGACUAGAGAUUGACCUGAUAACCAUUGUUUUUGAUAACCUAAGUUCUUCGCUAAUUCGUACUCAAAAGAGGAAAGAAAAGGAAAAAGUAAAGCCAAAAGAUGACGAUAAAGAGCUGAUGCCUAAAGAAGAAGAGAAGAAGGAAGAGGACAAGAAGAAGAAGGAAGAGAAGCCUAAGGAAGAAGUGAAACCUAAGGAAGAGAAGCCGAAAGAGGAGGUUAAACCAAAGGAAGAGAAGCCGAAAGAGGAAGUUAAACCUAAGGAAGAGGACAAGAAGAAGAAGGAAGAGAAGCCUAAGGAAGAAGUCAAGCCAAAGGAAGAGUUGAUACCUAAGGAAGAGAAGCCGAAAGAGGAGGUUAAACCUAAGGAAGAGGACAAGAAGAAGAAGAAGGAAGAGAAGCCUAAAGAAGAAGAAGAGAAGCCGAAAGAGGAGGUUAAACCUAAGGAAGAGGACAAGAAGAAGAAGAAGGAAGAGAAGCCUAAAGAAGAAGUCAAGCCGAAGGAAGAGUUGAAACCUAUGGAAGAGAAGCCGAAAGAGGAAGUCGUGACGAAGAUCUCUGAAGAGGCAGUUACGACUGACGUGGAGCUUGUGAUGCAGGAAGCACACUCUGGACUAGAUAUUGACCUGAUAACCAUUGUUUUUGAUAACCUAAGUUCUUCGCUAAUUCGUACUCAAAAGAGGAAAGAAAAGGAAAAAGUAAAGCCAAAAGAUGACGAUAAAGAGCUGAUGCCUAAAGAAGAAGAGAAGAAGGAAGAGGACAAGAAGAAGAAGGAAGAGAAGCCUAAGGAAGAAGUCAAGCCGAAGGAAGAAGUCAAGCCGAAGGAAGAGUUGAAACCUGAAGAAGAGAAGCCGAAAGAGGAGGUUAAACCGAAGGAAGAGAAGCCGAAAGAGGAGGUUAAACCGAAGGAAGAGGACAAGAAGAAGAAGGAAGAGAAGCCGAAAGAGGAGGUUAAACCAAAGGAAGAGAAGCCGAAAGAGGAGGUUAAACCUAAGGAAGAGAAGCCGAAAGAGGAAGUUAAACCUAAGGAAGAGGACAAGAAGAAGAAGGAAGAGAAGCCUAAGGAAGAAGUGAAACCAGAUGAGGAGGACGACAAGAAAGAAGAAGUAACCAGAAGGAAGAGAAGCCAAGGGAAAGAGGAAGUUAAGCCGAAGGAAGAGAAUUGUAAGAAGAAGGAAGAGAACCAAGGAAGAAGUAAACCUGAGGAAGAGAAGAGGAAGAGGUUAAGAGAAAGAAGAGAAGUGAAACCUAAGGAAGAAAGAGGAGGCAAAGAAGAAGAAGAAGGAAGGAAGCCUAAGGAAGAAGUCAAGCCGAAGGAAGAAGUCAAGCCGAAGGAAGAGUUGAAACCUGAGGAAGAGAAGCCGAAAGAGGAGGUUAAACCAAAGGAAGAGAAGCCGAAAGAGGAAGUUAAACCUAAGGAAGAGGACAAGAGAAGAAGAAGGAAGAGAAGCCUAAGGAAGAAGUCAAGCCGAAGGAAGAAGUCGAAACCUAAGGAAGGAAGCCGAAGGAAGACCGAAGAGGAUCCAGGAAGAGCCAAGAAGAAGAAGGAAGAGAAGCCUAAGGAAGAAGUCAAGCCGAAGGAAGAAGUGAAGCCGAAGGAAGAGGAAGAGAAGCCGAAAGAGGAGGUUAAACCAAAGGAAGAGAAGCCGAAAGAGGAGGUUAAACCAAAGGAAGAGAAGCCGAAAGAGGAAGUUAAACCUAAGGAAGAGGACAAGAAGAAGAAGAAGGAGGAGAAGCCUAAGGAAGAAGUCAAGCCGAAGGAAGAAGUCAAGCCGAAGGAAGAGAAGAGAAGGAGAGAAGAGAGUAAACCGAAAGAAGAGGUUAAACCUAAGGAAGACAAGCCGAAAGAGGAGGUUAAACCAAAGGAAGAGAAGCCUAAAGAGGAGCCGAAGGAAGAGUUGAAACCUAAGGAAGAGAAGCCGAAAGAGGAGGUUAAACCGAAGGAAGAGAAGCCGAAAGAGGAAGUUAAACCUAAGGAAGAGGCAACAAGAAGAAGAAGGAAGAGAAGCCUAAGGAAGAAGUUAAGCCAAAGGAAGGAGAAGAAGGGAGGAGAAGAAGAAGAAGGAAGAGAAGAGGAAGAGGUAAGCGAAGGAAGAGAAGGAAGGAAGAGAAGCCAAGGAAGAGGAGAAGAAGAGGAAGAGAAGCCGAAAGAGGAGGUUAAACCAAAGGAAGAGAAGCCGAAAGAGGAGGUUAAACCAAAGGAAGAGGACAAGAAGAAGAAGGAAGGAGAGAAGCCUAAGGAAGAAGAGGAAGAGAAGCCGAAAGAGGAGGUUAAACCGAAGGAAGAGGACAAAAAGAAGAAGAAGGAAGAGAAACCUAAGGAAGAAGUCAAGCCAAAGGAAGAAGUCAAGCCGAAGGAAGAGUUGAAACCUGAGGAAGAGAAGCCGAAAGAGGAGGUUAAACCGAAGGAAGAGAAGCCGAAAGAAGAGAUGAAACCUAAGGAAGAGGAUAAGAAGAAGAAGAAGGAAGAGAAACCUAAGGAAGAAGUCAAGCCGAAGGAAGAGUUGAAACCUGAGGAAGAGAAGCCGAAAGAGGAGGAAGCCGAAGAAGGAAGAGGAAGGAAGAAGAGAAGCCGAAAGGAGAGCCAAAGGAAGGAAGUUAAAGAAGAAAGGAAGGAAGAGAAGCCGAAGGAAGAGGAAGAAGAAGAGAAGAAGGAAGAGGACAAGAAGAAGAAGGAAGAAGGAAGGAGCCUAAGGAAGAAGUCAAGCCGAAGGAAGAAGAAGAGGAAGAAGGAGGUUAAACCUAAGGAAGACAAGCCGAAAGAGGAGGUUAAAGCAAAGGAAGAGGACAAAAAGAAGAAGGAAGAGAAGCCUAAGGAAGAAGUGAAACCUAAAGAAGAGAAGCCGAAAGAGGAGGUUAAACCUAAGGAAGACAAGCCGAAAGAGGAGGUUAAACCAAAGGAAGAGGACAAAAAGAAGAAGAAGGAAGAGAAGCCUAAGGAAGAAGUCAAGCCGAAGGAAGAGUUGAAACCUAAGGAAGAGAAGCCGAAAGAGGAGGUUAAACCAAAGGAAGAGAAGCCGAAAGAGGAGGUUAAACCUAAGGAAGAGGACAAAAAGAAGAAGAAGGAAGAGAAGCCUAAGGAAGAAGUCAAGCCGAAGGAAGAAGUCAAGCCGAAGGAAGAGAAGCCGAAAGAGGAGGUUAAACCUAAGGAAGAGGACAAGAAGAAGAAGAAGGAAGAGAAGCCUAAGGAAGAAGUCAAGCCAAAGGAAGAGUUGAUACCUAAGGAAGAGAAGCCGAAAGAGGAGGUUAAACCUAAGGAAGAGGACAAGAAGAAGAAGAAGGAAGAGAAGCCUAAAGAAGAAGAAGUCAAGCCAGAAGGAAGAGGAAGAAGAGUCAAGCCGAAGGAAGAGUUGAAACGAAGAGGAAGAGAAGCCGAAAGAGGAGGUGUUAAACCUGAAGGGGAAGAAGUGAAAGAGGAAGAGAGGAAGAGAAGAAGGAAAGAAAGAGAAGGCAAGACGAAAGAGGAAGAAGUUAAACCAAAGGAAGAGCCAGAAGAAGAAGAAGAAGAAGAGAAGCCGAAGGAAGAAGAAGAGAAGCCGAAAGAGGAGGUUAAACCGAAGGAAGAGGAGAAGGAAGAGAAGCCUAAGGAAGAAGUCAAGCCGAAGGAAGAGUUGAAACCUAAGGAAGAGAAGCCGAAAGAGGAGGUUAAACCAAAGGAAGAGAAGCCGAAAGAGGAAGUUAAACCUAAGGAAGAGGACAAGAAGAAGAAGGAAGAGAAGCCUAAGGAAGAAGGGAAGAGGAACCAAGAGAAGAGAAGACGAAGGAAGAGAAGCCUAAGGAAGAAGUCAAGCCGAAAGGAAGAGGUGAAACCGAAGGAAGAGAAGCCGAAAGAGGAGGAAGAGAAGCCGAAAGAGGAGGUUAAACCAAAGGAAGAGGGAAAAGAAGAAGAAGAAGGAAGAGAGAAGCCUAAGGAAGAAGUCAAGCCGAAGGAAGAGUUGAAACCCAAAGGAAGAAGGAAGAAGGAAGAAGAAGAAAGAGGACAAGAAGAAGAAGAAGAGAAGCCUAAGGAAGAAGUGAAACCUAAGGAAGAGAAGACGAAAGAGGAAGAAGAAGAAGAAGAAGAGGAGAAGGAAGAGAAGCCGAAAGAGGAGGUUAAACCAAAGGAAGAGAAGCCGAAAGAGGAGGUUAAACCAAAGGAAGAGGACAAGAAGAAGAAGGAAGAAGGAAGAGGCCAAGGAAGAAGGAGUAAGGAAGAAGUCAAGCCGAAGGAAGAGUUGAUACCUAAGGAAGAGAAGCCGAAAGAGGAGGUUAAACCUAAGGAAGAGGACAAGAAGAAGAAGCCGAAGAAGGAAGAAGUUAAACCUAAGGAAGGAAGAAGAAGACAAGAAGAAGAAGAAGCCGAAGGAAGAAAGAAGCCGAAAGAGGAGGUUAAACCUAAGAAGAAGGAAGAGGACCAAAGGAAGAAGAAGAAGAAGAAGAAGAAGCCUAAGGAAGAAGUCAAGCCGAAGGAAAAGAGGUUGAAACCUAAGGAAGAGAAGCCGAAAAGAGGGAAGGGAAGAAGAGAGAAGAAGGAAGAGAAGCCUAAGGAAGAGUUGAAACCUAAGGAAGAGAAGCCGAAAGAGGAGGUUAAACCUAAGGAAGACAAGCCGAAAGAGGAGGUUAAACCAAAGGAAGAGGACAAAAAGAAGAAGAAGGAAGAGAAACCUAAGGAAGAAGUCAAGCCAAAGGAAGAGUUGAAACCUAAGGAAGAGAAGCCGAAAGAGGAGAGAGAAGAGAAGAAGAAGGAAGAAGGAAGAGGGAAGAGAGAGAAGGAAGGAAGAAGAAGAGGAAGGAAGAAGAAGCCGAAAGAAGAGGUUAAACCUAAGGAAGACAAGCCGAAAGAGGAGGUUAAACCAAAGGAAGAGGACAAAAAGAAGAAGAAGGAAGAGAAACCUAAGGAAGAAGUCAAGCCGAAGGAAGAGUUGAAACCGAAGGAAGAGAAGCCGAAAGAGGAGGAAGAAGUCAAGAAGGAGGAGAAGCCUAAGGAAGAGAAGAAGGAGGAGGUUAAACCGAAGGAAGAAGAGAGGAGGAAGCCAAGGAAGGGAGAAGUGAAGCCGAAGGAAGAGAAGUUGAAAGAGGAGGUUAAACCUGAAGGAAGAGAAGCCGAAAGAGGAGGAAGGAAAGAAGAAGAGAAGCCGAAGGAAGAGUUGAAACCUGAAGAAGAGAAGCCGAAAGAGGAGGUUAAAAGGAAGAGAAGGAAGAGUGAGAAACCAAGGAAGAGGAAGAGAAGAGAAGGAAGAAAGAAGGAAGAGAAGCCGAAGGAAGAGGUUAAACCUAAGGAAGAGAAGCCGAAAGAGGAGGAAGGAAGAGGAGUUAAACCGAAGGAAGAGAAGCCGAAAGAGGAGGUUAAACCAAAGGAAGAGGACAAAAAGAAGAAGAAGGAAGAGAAGCCUAAGGAAGAAGUGAAACCUAAGGAAGAGAAGCCGAAAGAGGAGGUUAAACCAAAGGAAGAGGACAAGAAGAAGAAGGAAGAGAAGCCUAAGGAAGAAGUCAAGCCGAAGGAAGAGUUGAAACCUAAGGAAGAGAAGCCGAAAGAGGAGGUUAAACCUAAGGAAGAGAAGCCGAAAGAGGAGGCUAAACCAAAGGAAGAGGACAAAAAGAAGAAGAAGGAAGAGAAGCCUAAGGAAGAAGUGAAACCUAAGGAAGAAGUCAAGCCGAAGGAAGAGUUGAAACCGAAGGAAGAGAAGCCGAAAGAGGAGGUUAAACCUAAGGAAGACAAGCCGAAAGAGGAGGCUAAACCAAAGGAAGAGGACACAAAAAGAAGCAGAAGGAAGAGAAGCCUAAGGAAGAAGUCAAGCCGAAGGAAGAAGAGAAGCCGAAAGAGGAGGUUAAACCUAAGGAGAGGAGGAAGAGGAAGAGAAAGAAGAAAGAAGGAAGAGAAACCUAAGGAAGAGCCUAAGGAAGAAGUUAAACCGAAGGAAGAGAAGCCGAAAGAGGAAGUUAAACCUAAGGAAGAGGACAAGAAGAAGAAGGAAGAGAAGCCUAAGGAAGAAGUCAAGCCGAAGGAAGAAGUGAAACCAGAUGAGGAGGACAAGAAGAAGAAGAAGAAGGAAGAGAAGCCUAAGGAAGAAGUCAAGCAAGGAAGAAAGAGAAGCCGAAAGAAGAAGGAAGAGGAAAACAAGAAGAAGAAGAAGAAGAAAAGAAGAAGUCAAGGAAGGAAGAGAAACCUAAGGAAGAGAGAAGCCGAAGGAAGAGAAGAGAAGCCGAAAGAGGAGGUUAAACCGAAGGAAGAGAAGCCGAAAGAGGAGGUUAAACCAAAGGAAGAGGACAAAAAGAAGAAGAAGGAAGAGAAGCCUAAGGAAGAAGUGAAACCUAAAGAAGAGAAGCCGAAAGAGGAGGUUAAACCUAAGGAAGACAAGCCGAAAGAGGAGGUUAAACCAAAGGAAGAGGACAAAAAAGAAGGAAGAGAAGCUGAAGAAGUCAAGCCGAAGGAAGAAGAAAGUCAAGCCGAAAGAGGAAGAGGACAAAAAGAAGAAGAAGAAGAGCCUAAGGAAGUCAAGCCGAAGAAGAGGAGAGUUAAACCAAAGGAAGAGGACAAAAAGAAGAGAAGAAACCUAAGGAAGAAGCCGAAGGAAGAGGUAAGCCGAGGAAGAGAGGGAAGAGGAGGUGAAACCGAAGAAGGAAGAAGAAAGAAGAAGAAGGAAGAGAAGCCUAAGGAAGAAGUCAAGCAGAAGGAAGAGUUGAAGCUGAAAAGAAGGAGAGGAAGAAGAAGAAGAAAGGAAGGGGAAGCCAAAGGAAGAGGCAAAAAGAAGAAGAAGGAAGAGAAUAAGGAAGAAGUGAAACCUAAGGAAGAGAAGCCGAAAGAGGAGGUUAAACCUAAGGAAGACAAGCCGAAAGAGGAGGUUAAACCAAAGGAAGGAAGAAGAAGAGAAGCCGAAGAAGAGGUGAAAGAAGGAAGGAAGGGACCAAGGAAGAAGAAGAAGGAAGAGAAGCCUAAGGAAGAAGUCAAGCCGAAGGAAGAGGUGAAACCAGAGGAAGAGGACAAAAAGAAGAAGAAGGAAGAGAAGCCUAAGGAAGAAGUCAAGCCGAAGGAAGAAGUGAAGGAAGAGGUGAAACCUGAGGAAGAGAAGACAAGAAGAAAAGAAGAGAAGAAGAAAAGGAAGAGAAGAAGCCGAAAGAGAAGGAAGGAAGCAAAAAGAAGGAAGUUAAACCUAAGGAAGAAGAGAAGCCGAAAGAGGAGGUUAAAAGAAGAAGGAGGAUUAAAGAAGCCAAAGGAAGAGAAGAAACCUAAGGAAGAAGUCAAGCCGAAGGAAGAGUUGAAACCGAAGGAAGAGAAGCCGAAAGAGGAGGUUAAACCUAGGAAAGGAAGAGGACAAGAAGAAAGAAGAAGGAAGAGAAGCCUAAGGAAGAAGUCAAGCCGAAGGAAGAAGGAAGAAGUGAAACCCAGAGGAAGAGGCAAAAAGAAGAAGAAGGAAGAGAGUAGCCUAAGGAAGAGAAAGGAAGAAGUCAAGCCGAAGGAAGAAGUGAAACCAGAGGAAGAGAAGCCGAAAGAAGAGAUGAAACCUAAGGAAGAGGACAAGAAGAAGAAGAAGGAAGAGAAACCUAAAGAAGAAGUCAAGCCGAAGGAAGAAGUCAAGCCGAGGGAAGAGUUGAAACCUGAGGAAGAGAAGCCUAAGGAAGAAAGGAAAAAGAAGAAGAAGGAAGAGAAGCCUAAGGAAGAAGUCAAGCCAAAGGAAGAAGUCAAGCCGAAGGAAGAGUUGAAACCUGAGGAAGAGAAGCCGAAAGAAGAGAUGAAACCUAAGGAAGACAAGCCGAAAGAGGAGGUUAAACCAAAGGAAGAGGACAAAAAGAAGAAGAAGGAAGAGAAGCCUAAGGAAGAAGUCAAGCCGAAGGAAGAAGUCAAGCCGAAGGAAGAGUUGAAACCUGAGGAAGAGAAGCCGAAAGAGGAGGUUAAACCAAAGGAAGAGAAGCCGAAAGAAGAGGUUAAACCGAAGGAAGAGGACAAAAAGAAGAAGAAGGAAGAGAAACCUAAGGAAGAAGUCAAGCCGAAGGAAGAGUUGAAACCUGGGGAAGAGAAGCCGAAAGAGGAGGUUAAACCGAAGGAAGAGAAGCCGAAAGAGGAGGUUAAACCUAAGGAAGACAAGCCGAAAGAGGAGGCUAAACCAAAGGAAGAGGACAAAAAGAAGCAGAAGGAAGAGAAGCCUAAGGAAGAAGUCAAGCCGAAGGAAGAAGUCAAGCCGAAGGAAGAAGUGAAACCAGAGGAAGAGGACAAAAAGAAGAAGAAGGAAGAGAAGCCUAAGGAAGAAGUCAAGCCGAAGGAAGAAGUCAAGCCGAAGGAAGAAGUGAAACCAGAGGAAGAGAAGCCGAAAGAAGAGAUGAAACCUAAGGAAGAGUUGAAACCUAAGGAAGAGAAGCCGAAAGAGGAGGCUAAACCAAAGGAAGAGGACAAGAAGAAGAAGAAGGAAGAGAAGCCUAAGGAAGAAGUGAAACCUAAGGAAGAGUUGAAACCUAAGGAAGAGAAGCCGAAAGAGGAGGUUAAACCAAAGGAAGAGGACAAAAAGAAGAAGAAGGAAGAGAAGCCUAAGGAAGAAGUCAAGCCAAAGGAAGAAGUCAAGCCGAAGGAAGAAGUGAAACCAGAGGAAGAGAAGCCGAAAGAAGAGAUGAAACCUAAGGAAGAGGACAAGAAGAAGAAGAAGGAAGAGAAACCUAAGGAAGAAGUCAAGCCGAGGGAAGAGUUGAAACCUGAGGAAGAGAAGCCGAAAGAGGAGGUUAAACCAAAGGAAGAGGACAAAAAGAAGAAGAAGGAAGAGAAGCCUAAGGAAGAAGUGAAACCUAAAGAAGAGAAGCCGAAAGAGGAGGUUAAACCUAAGGAAGACAAGCCGAAAGAGGAGGUUAAACCAAAGGAAGAGGACAAAAAGAAGAAGAAGGAAGAGAAACCUAAGGAAGAAGUCAAGCCGAAGGAAGAGUUGAAACCUGGGGAAGAGAAGCCGAAAGAGGAGGUUAAACCGAAGGAAGACAAGCCGAAAGAGGAGGUUAAACCAAAGGAAGAGGACAAAAAGAAGAAGAAGGAAGAGAAGCCUAAGGAAGAAGUGAAACCUAAGGAAGAGAAGCCGAAAGAGGAGGUUAAACCAAAGGAAGAGAAGCCGAAAGAAGAGGUUAAACCGAAGGAAGAGGACAAAAAGAAGAAGAAGGAAGAGAAGCCUAAGGAAGAAGUGAAACCUAAAGAAGAGAAGCCGAAAGAGGAGGUUAAACCAAAGGAAGAGGACAAAAAGAAGAAGAAGGAAGAGAAGCCUAAGGAAGAAGUCAAGCCAAAGGAAGAAGUCAAGCCGAAGGAAGAGGUGAAACCAAAGGAAGAGAAGCCGAAAGGAAAGAAGAAACCUAAGGAAGAGAAGCCAAGGAAGAAGGAAGAGUUGAAACCUGAGGAAGAGAAGCCGAAAGAGGAGGUUAAACCGAAGGAAGAGAAGCCGAAAGAGGAGGUCAAACCGAAGGAAGAGAAGCCGAAAGAAGAGGUCAAACCGAAGGAAGAGGACAAAAAGAAGAAGAAGGAAGAGAAGCCUAAGGAAGAAGUGAAACCUAAGGAAGAGAAGCCGAAAGAGGAGGUUAAACCAAAGGAAGAGAAGCCGAAAGAAGAGGAAGAGGACAAAAAGAAGAAGAAGGAAGAGAAGCCUAAGGAAGAAGUCAAGCCGAAGGAAGAGGUGAAACCUAAGGAAGAGAAGUCAAAAGAGGGAGUUAAACCAACGGAAGAGAAGCCGAAGGAGGAGUUUAAACCAAAGGAAGAGGACAAAAAGAAGAAGAAGGAAGAGAAGCCUAAGGAAGAGGUCAAGCCAAAGGAAGAGUUGAAACCUGAGGAAGAGAAGCCGAAAGAGGAGGUUAAACCGAAGGAAGAGGACAAGAAGAAGAAGAAGGAAGAGAAGCCUAAGGAAGAGGUCAAGCCAAAGGAAGAGUUGAAACCUGAGGAAGAGAAGCCGAAAGAGGAGGUUAAACCGAAGGAAGAGGACAAGAAGAAGAAGAAGGAAGAGAAGCCUAAGGAAGAGGUCAAGCCGAAGGAAGAGUUGAAACCUGAGGAAGAGAAGCCGAAAGAGGAGGUUAAACCUAAGGAAGAGAAGCCGAAAGAGGAGGUUAAACCAAAGGAAGAGGACAAAAAGAAGAAGAAGGAAGAGAAGCCUAAGGAAGAAGUCAAGCCGAAGGAAGAGGUGAAACCUAAGGAAGAGAAGUCAAAAGAGGGAGUUAAACCAACGGAAGAGAAGCCGAAGGAGGAGGUUGAACCAAAGGAAAAGGACAAAAAGAAGAAGGAAGAGAAGCCUAAGGAAGAAGUCAAGCCGAAGGAAGAGGUGAAACCUAAGGAAGAGAAGCCAAAAGAGGAAGUUAAACCAACGGAAGAGAUGCCGAAAGAAGAGGUUAAACCGAAGGAAGAGGACAAAAAGAAGAAGGAAGAGAAGCCUAAGGAAGAAGUCAAGGCGAAGGAAGAGGUGAAACCUAAGGAAGAGAAGCGGAAGGAAGAGUUGAAGGCUAAACAGGAGAAGUUAAAGUUAGAGGAAGCGAGGAAGGAAGAAACGAUGGAAAAGAGUGAUGAAGAGCAGAUGCAGUUCGAGCCUGAGCAGGAUUUGAAAGCUGGCGAUGUUGAAGUGUCAGCUUGUUUUUCCUCUGUUUUCACAGAGGAGGAUUGUGCAUCCUUCUGUGGAAAUGUAGUGAACAACGAAAGAUUAUGGAUCGUUGUUCGUGAACCAUCUCUGGAGGAAGUAACAUGUUCUGCUUCAUUAGUCAAACAGAGAACUGAAAAAAUAGGAAUUGGAAUAAUAUUUGAAAGGAAACCGAGUUCAGAUAGUCUUUUGCCGGAAGAUGAUGAUAAUGUAGCAGUUACUGAUGUUACCGAAGCGGCAAUUAUCAAACAAGACGAUGGGAAGAAGAGGAAGAAGAAGAAGAAGAAGUCUGCCAAGCGAGACAAGGUGGAAAUCAAGGUCACACCUUCCGACGAGCAUGAUGAUGAUCACAUUCAAAGACGUGCGCCAUCCAAAACUGAUAACUUGGAGGUUAACUUCUCCAGAAAAAGGACUCUUUCAGGCACUAGCGAGAUCUGUGUCGAGAUCGAUAUUGAAGCUGGCGAGGAGAGUGCCAAAACAGAUGCACUUGUCGACUUGAACUUCUAUGAUUUCGAUGAGAACAGUCUUAGUGUGGCUAGCUGUGAGGAGGAAGGUAUUGAAGUUGAUGUGCUGUUGGACUCGAUUACUGAAGAAGACGGUAUCGACGCCUACGGCCUUACCAGUGCUGCUCAGGAGAUCGCAACUACAGUGCAGAUGCCUUCUGCAGACACAUCCGUCUCAAGACUUAUUGACGAAUUUAAAUCACUUUCCAAGGAAGAAGUUGAUGUGUGCAUUAGCGCUGUACAAAACAAAGAAUUUGUCGAAAAAUCAAUUAGUCUUGACAUCGAAGUUGACACAGGAGCUGAAGAAGUCGGUGAGGUAUCACAGCAGAUUAUAAUUCAUCCUCAAUCGACAGAGUGGAAGCACCUCAAGGAUGUCAUAUUCCUUAGCUGUAUAACUAAAAAUACGAUAGAGCAUGCAUCAUGGUUCAAAAAUGGAAUGACAGUUGAUUCGAACGAAAUCAUAUCGAUUGAAAACGAGGGGAAUGAAUCUCGAAUUACUUUUGAAAAAUUCAAUCCCUUCUACAUAGGUGUUUACCACGUUGUCGUUGACGGUGUUGGAAGUCAGCCAGCCCACAUUUCAGCCAGCGUUCCACCUACAAUAGAGACCGAAAUCCCCUCAACUAUUGUUCAUAGGAUUGGAAAACCACUGGAUUUGCAACUCUCAUACACCGCAUAUCCCGCUCCUCAAGUGAAAUUGAAACAUAAGAAUGGAAAAGUAAUACUGAUUGCAGAUAUUGAUCAGUAUGAAGACUCACUUUCAAUAAGAAUCAAAAACUUGAAAAAGGAGGACGAAGGUGAUAUAAGCAUUUUCCUCUCCAACGAAUUCGGAGAAGCAGAGACAUCUUUCACAUUGCAGUUGGUAGAUACACCAUUAGCGCCAAGAAACGCUCGUGCAGUUAAGCUAACACCUACCGCAGUAACGCUAGAAUGGGACAGUCCUGAAAAUGAUGAUGAUGAGGUUUUACAGUACGUGGUUAAAAGAAGAAUAGCAGAGAGCGGAAGGUGGAGGAAAAUUGCGAAAACACCGAAUAAAACGUACACAUGCGAAGAACUUAUACCGAACGAGUUCUACGCAUUUAGGAUAGUAGCUGAAAAUGAAUACGGAGAAGGACUCCCUAGCAAUGUAGUGGAAGUAGACACGCCUCUAGAUGAUGAAGAAGAUCAGGUCAAGGAGGAAAUAGGUGAACCAGCUAAUGAGGAGAUCACAACUUUAGAGGAACCAACGCAAGAUAAAGAGCAGGAAAUCAUAGUGGAAGAUGAGAAGUUGAAAAAGGAAGCGAAGCUAGAAGAAGAGGUUGAAGAAAAACAGCAGGAAAAAGACAAACCAAAAGAAGAAGCUAGGAUAGUCGAAGAUGUAAAACCCCUGGAAGAGAAAGUAGAAGAAGAUGUAAAGCCUAAAGAGGAAGAGGAUAAACCGGAAGGAGAAACGAAACCCAAAAAGGCUAAGAAGAAGAAGGAAAUGAAACCUAAGGAAAAGGGUGCACCUGAGGAGGAGAAGCCGAAGGAAGAGGUUAAACCGGCAGAAGAAGUGAAACCUAAGGAAGAGGCUAAGAAGAAGAAGGAAGUAAAACCUAAGGAAGAGGUUGCACCUGAGGAGAAGCCAGAGGAAGAGGUUAAACCGACAGAAGAAGUGAAACCCAAAGAAGAGGCUAAGAAGAAGAAGGAAGUGAAACCUAAGGAAGAUGUUGCACCUGAGGAGAAGCCGAAGGAAGAGGUUAAACCGGCAGAAGAAGUGAAACCCAAAGAAGAGGCUAAGAAGAAGAAGGAAGUGAAACCUAAGGAAGAGGUUGCACCUGAGGAGAAGCCAGAGGAAGAGGUUAAACCGACAGAAGAAGUGAAACCCAAAGAAGAGGCUAAGAAGAAGAAGGAAGUGAAACCUAAGGAAGAUGUUGCACCUGAGGAGAAGCCGAAGGAAGAGGUUAAACCGGUAGAAGAAGUGAAACCCAAAGAAGAGGCUAAGAAGAAGAAGGAAGUGAAACCUAAGGAAGAGGUUGCACCUGAGGAGAAGCCAGAGGAAGAGGUUAAACCGACAGAAGAAGUGAAACCCAAAGAAGAGGCUAAGAAGAAGAAGGAAGUGAAACCUAAGGAAGAUGUUGCACCUGAGGAGAAGCCGAAGGAAGAGGUUAAACCGGCAGAAGAAGUGAAACCCAAAGAAGAGGCUAAGAAGAAGAAGGAAGUGAAACCUAAGGAAGAGGUUGCACCUGAGGAGAAGCCAGAGGAAGAGGUUAAACCGACAGAAGAAGUGAAACCCAAAGAAGAGGCUAAGAAGAAGAAGGAAGUGAAACCUAAGGAAAAUGUUGCACCUGAGGAGAAGCCGAAGGAAGAGGUUAAACCGGUAGAAGAAGUGAAACCCAAAGAAGAGGCUAAGAAGAAGAAGGAAGUGAAACCUAAGGAAGAGGUUGCACCUGAGGAGAAGCCAGAGGAAGAGGUUAAACCGACAGAAGAAGUGAAACCCAAGGAAGAGGCUAAGAAGAAGAAGGAAGUGAAACCUAAGGAAGAUGUUGCACCUGAGGAGAAGCCGAAGGAGGAGGUUAAACCGGCAGAAGAAGUGAAACCCAAAGAAGAGGCUAAGAAGAAGAAGGAAGUGAAACCUAAGGAAGAGGUUGCACCUGAGGAGAAGCCAGAGGAAGAGGUUAAACCGACAGAAGAAGUGAAACCCAAGGAAGAGGUUAAGAAGAAGAAGGAAGUGAAGCCUAAGGAAGAGACUAGACCUGAAGAGGAGAAGCCGAAGGAAGAGGUUAAACCGGCAGAAGAAGUGAAACCCAAAGAAGAGGCUAAGAAGAAGAAGGAAGUGAAGCCUAAGGAAGAGGUCACACCUGAAGAGAAGCCAGAGGAAGAGGUUAAACCGACAGAAGAAGUGAAACCCAAAGAAGAGGCUAAGAAGAAGAAGGAAGUGAAACCUAAGGAAGAUGUUGCACCUGAGGAGAAGCCAGAGGAAGAGGUUAAACCGACAGAAGAAGUGAAACCCAAAGAAGAGGCUAAGAAGAAGAAGGAAGUGAAACCUAAGGAAGAGGUUGCACCUGAGGAGAAGCCAGAGGAAGAGGUUAAACCGACAGAAGAAGUGAAACCCAAGGAAGAGGUUAAGAAGAAGAAGGAAGUGAAGCCUAAGGAAGAGACUAGACCUGAAGAGGAGAAGCCGAAGGAAGAGGUUAAACCGGCAGAAGAAGUGAAACCCAAAGAAGAGGCUAAGAAGAAGAAGGAAGUGAAGCCUAAGGAAGAGGUCACACCUGAGGAGAAGCCAGAGGAAGAGGUUAAACCGACAGAAGAAGUGAAACCCAAAGAAGAGGCUAAGAAGAAGAAGGAAGUGAAACCUAAGGAAGAUGUUGCACCUGAGGAGAAGCCGAAGGAAGAGGUUAAACCGGCAGAAGAAGUGAAACCCAAAGAAGAGGCUAAGAAGAAGAAGGAAGUGAAACCUAAGGAAGAGGUUGCACCUGAGGAGAAGCCGAAGGAAGAGGAAGAGGUUGCACCUGAGGAGAAGCCAGAGGAAGAGGUUAAACCGACAGAAGAAGUGAAACCCAAAGAAGAGGCUAAGAAGAAGAAGGAAGUGAAACCUAAGGAAGAUGUUGCACCUGAGGAGAAGCCGAAGGAAGAGGUUAAACCGGUAGAAGAAGUGAAACCCAAAGAAGAGGCUAAGAAGAAGAAGGAAGUGAAACCUAAGGAAGAGGUUGCACCUGAGGAGAAGCCAGAGGAAGAGGUUAAACCGACAGAAGAAGUGAAACCCAAAGAAGAGGCUAAGAAGAAGAAGGAAGUGAAACCUAAGGAAGAUGUUCCACCUGAGGAGAAGCCGAAGGAAGAGGUUAAACCGGCAGAAGAAGUGAAACCCAAAGAAGAGGCUAAGAAGAAGAAGGAAGUGAAACCUAAGGAAGAGGUUGCACCUGAGGAGAAGCCAGAGGAAGAGGUUAAACCGACAGAAGAAGUGAAACCCAAAGAAGAGGCUAAGAAGAAGAAGGAAGUGAAACCUAAGGAAAAUGUUGCACCUGAGGAGAAGCCGAAGGAAGAGGUUAAACCGGUAGAAGAAGUGAAACCCAAAGAAGAGGCUAAGAAGAAGAAGGAAGUGAAACCUAAGGAAGAGGUUGCACCUGAGGAGAAGCCAGAGGAAGAGGUUAAACCGACAGAAGAAGUGAAACCCAAGGAAGAGGUUAAGAAGAAGAAGGAAGUGAAGCCUAAGGAAGAGACUAGACCUGAAGAGGAGAAGCCGAAGGAAGAGGUUAAACCGGCAGAAGAAGUGAAACCCAAAGAAGAGGCUAAGAAGAAGAAGGAAGUGAAGCCUAAGGAAGAGGUCACACCUGAGGAGAAGCCAGAGGAAGAGGUUAAACCGACAGAAGAAGUGAAACCCAAAGAAGAGGCUAAGAAGAAGAAGGAAGUGAAACCUAAGGAAGAUGUUGCACCUGAGGAGAAGCCAGAGGAAGAGGUUAAACCGACAGAAGAAGUGAAACCCAAAGAAGAGGCUAAGAAGAAGAAGGAAGUGAAACCUAAGGAAGAGGUUGCACCUGAGGAGAAGCCAGAGGAAGAGGUUAAACCGACAGAAGAAGUGAAACCCAAGGAAGAGGUUAAGAAGAAGAAGGAAGUGAAGCCUAAGGAAGAGACUAGACCUGAAGAGGAGAAGCCGAAGGAAGAGGUUAAACCGGCAGAAGAAGUGAAACCCAAAGAAGAGGCUAAGAAGAAGAAGGAAGUGAAACGUAAGGAAGAGGUUGCACCUGAGGAGAAGCCGAAGGAAGAGGUUAAACCGGUAGAAGAAGUGAAACCCAAAGAAGAGGCUAAGAAGAAGAAGGAAGUGAAACCUAAGGAAGAUGUUGCACCUGAGGAGAAGCCGAAGGAGGAGGUUAAACCGGCAGAAGAAGUGAAACCCAAAGAAGAGGCUAAGAAGAAGAAGGAAGUGAAACCUAAGGAAGAGGUUGCACCUGAGGAGAAGCCAGAGGAAGAGGUUAAACCGACAGAAGAAGUGAAACCCAAAGAAGAGGCUAAGAAGAAGAAGGAAGUGAAACCUAAGGAAGAUGUUGCACCUGAGGAGAAGCCGAAGGAAGAGGUUAAACCGGUAGAAGAAGUGAAACCCAAAGAAGAGGCUAAGAAGAAGAAGGAAGUGAAACCUAAGGAAGAGGUUGCACCUGAGGAGAAGCCAGAGGAAGAGGUUAAACCGACAGAAGAAGUGAAACCCAAAGAAGAGGCUAAGAAGAAGAAGGAAGUGAAACCUAAGGAAGAUGUUGCACCUGAGGAGAAGCCGAAGGAAGAGGUUAAACCGGCAGAAGAAGUGAAACCCAAAGAAGAGGCUAAGAAGAAGAAGGAAGUGAAACCUAAGGAAGAGGUUGCACCUGAGGAGAAGCCGAAGGAAGAGGUUAAACCGGCAGAAGAAGUGAAACCCAAAGAAGAGGCUAAGAAGAAGAAGGAAGUGAAACCUAAGGAAGAGGUUGCACCUGAGGAGAAGCCAGAGGAAGAGGUUAAACCGACAGAAGAAGUGAAACCCAAAGAAGAGGCUAAGAAGAAGAAGGAAGUGAAACCUAAGGAAGAUGUUGCACCUGAGGAGAAGCCGAAGGAAGAGGAAGAGGUUGCACCUGAGGAGAAGCCAGAGGAAGAGGUUAAACCGACAGAAGAAGUGAAACCCAAAGAAGAGGCUAAGAAGAAGAAGGAAGAAGAGGUUAAACCGGCAGAAGAAGUGAAACCCAAAGAAGAGGCUAAGAAGAAGAAGGAAGUGAAACCUAAGGAAGAGGUUGCACCUGAGGAGAAGCCAGAGGAAGAGGUUAAACCGACAGAAGAAGUGAAACCCAAAGAAGAGGCUAAGAAGAAGAAGGAAGUGAAACCUAAGGAAAAUGUUGCACCUGAGGAGAAGCCGAAGGAAGAGGUUAAACCGGUAGAAGAAGUGAAACCCAAAGAAGAGGCUAAGAAGAAGAAGGAAGUGAAACCUAAGGAAGAGGUUGCACCUGAGGAGAAGCCAGAGGAAGAGGUUAAACCGACAGAAGAAGUGAAACCCAAGGAAGAGGUUAAGAAGAAGAAGGAAGUGAAGCCUAAGGAAGAGACUAGACCUGAAGAGGAGAAGCCGAAGGAAGAGGUUAAACCGGCAGAAGAAGUGAAACCCAAAGAAGAGGCUAAGAAGAAGAAGGAAGUGAAGCCUAAGGAAGAGGUCACACCUGAGGAGAAGCCAGAGGAAGAGGUUAAACCGACAGAAGAAGUGAAACCCAAAGAAGAGGCUAAGAAGAAGAAGGAAGUGAAACCUAAGGAAGAUGUUGCACCUGAGGAGAAGCCAGAGGAAGAGGUUAAACCGACAGAAGAAGUGAAACCCAAAGAAGAGGCUAAGAAGAAGAAGGAAGUGAAACCUAAGGAAGAGGUUGCACCUGAGGAGAAGCCAGAGGAAGAGGUUAAACCGACAGAAGAAGUGAAACCCAAGGAAGAGGUUAAGAAGAAGAAGGAAGUGAAGCCUAAGGAAGAGACUAGACCUGAAGAGGAGAAGCCGAAGGAAGAGGUUAAACCGGCAGAAGAAGUGAAACCCAAAGAAGAGGCUAAGAAGAAGAAGGAAGUGAAACGUAAGGAAGAGGUUGCACCUGAGGAGAAGCCGAAGGAAGAGGUUAAACCGGUAGAAGAAGUGAAACCCAAAGAAGAGGCUAAGAAGAAGAAGGAAGUGAAACCUAAGGAAGAGGCUAGACCUGAAGAGGAGAAGCCGAAGGAAGAGGUUAAACCGGCAGAAGAAGUGAAACCCAAAGAAGAGGCUAAGAAGAAGAAGGAAGUGAAACCUAAGGAAGAGACUAGACCUGAAGAGGAGAAGCCGAAGGAAGAGGUUAAACCGGCAGAAGAAGUGAAACCCAAAGAAGAGGCUAAGAAGAAGAAGGAAGUGAAACGUAAGGAAGAGGUUGCACCUGAGGAGAAGCCGAAGGAAGAGGUUAAACCGGCAGAAGAAGUGAAACCCAAAGAAGAGGCUAAGAAGAAGAAGGAAGUGAAACCUAAGGAAGAUGUUGCACCUGAGGAGAAGCCGAAGGAAGAGGUUAAACCGGCAGAAGAGGUGAAACCAAAAGAAGAGGCUAAGAAGAAGAAGGAAGUGAAACCUAAGGAAGAGGCUAGACCUGAGGAGGAGAAGCCGAAGGAAGAGGUGGCGCCGGAAGAAGUCAAAUCCAAAGAAGAGCUUAAGAACGAGGAGAUGGAGGAGUCCAAGGAGAGUGCUGUGAGGCCUGAACGGAUGGCAGAGUCAGUGGAAAAGGUGACUAAAACGGAAGAAGAUGAAAUCGUUCCUUUCACCGUGCUUUCUAAGAGAGUUGAUGAUGUUUCUGGUGCUAUGGAUCAGUUCAUGGAAUCAGCCUUGGUUUUAAAACGAGAACACAUUAUUGUCGAACAUCCGAAAUCGCAGACAGUCACAAAUGAAAACGAGGACUGCAUCUUUGUUUGCAAGUUGAGUCGACCAGCACAAAACGUACAAUGGUUCCAUAAUGACAAAGAGUUGUGGACGCAACAACCAAAAAUGGAAAUCAUUACCGAUGAAAAAGAAUCAAGACUUGUCUUACAUGCCGUAGAUAAGAGAGACAUUGGGGAUUAUUACGUUGUAGUUGACGAGACCGAAAAGUCUGAUUUGGCUGAGCUCUCUUACAAGGUGGUACCGACGUUGACGUAUGAGGGACCAAUGGACGCUAUUGCAGCUGGAAAACAUUUUGACUUUAUAGUAAAGUUUACUGGUUAUCCAUCACCUCAAUUUGAUAUGACUCUCAAUGGCAAAGAUCUAAAACUUCUUGCUGAUGUGGAGAUAUACGACGAUUUUAUUUCAUUCCGCGUAAGAAACGUCAAGGAAAGCGGAACCAUAACUAUAUCGGCCCGGAACGAGCACGGCGAGGAUUCGCUCGAGAUUUCCAUGCAGGUGAUCGACGUGCCUUCGGCGCCAUUAGAUCUUCAAGCUAGUGAUGUUGGAUCGAGCACAGCUACGCUCUCAUGGAAAGCUCCGUUGUUUUCGAAUGGAUCAAAUAUCGCUGAAUACUGUGUUGAGCGUAAAUCAGUGGAGUACUCCCGGUGGCGUACCGUAGCAAGAGUGCCGGCAGACAAACUUACCGUCACUGUAACCGAUUUAUUCCCUAAUGAUUUAUAUGCUUUCCGUGUUAGCGCUGUAAACGACGUCGGGCAAGGACAUCCCAGCAAAGUCGCUGAAGUGGAGACUACUGAAGAGAUUGAAGAAAUGUACGAAGAAGAAAUUACGGAAAGAGUAGAAUUCACUGAACGGGAUGGUCUACCUGAGGAAGUGAGGGAGGAAGAGACAUCUGUCCCAUCCGUUUCUGAUGAUAAGACCACUGUUGAAACACAGAUUGAAGAGGUGGUUGCUGUGGAAAUAGACGAGAUAGAGGUGAAGCCAACGGAGAAAUUGGAACUGGAAGAGGAACAAAAAGCGGUGUCAGAACAGAAGGAAAUCCUCGAAGAAGAGGGUGAAGAAAAGAAGGAAACCAAAGAAAAAGGAAAGAAGAAGAAAGGAGCAAAAGCAAAGCCCUCUCAGGAAGAACUGUUACCGAAGGAGGAAAGUGAGAAGUGUCAAGAAAAGGGUGCAACAGAACAAGGAGAAAGGCCAGAGGAAAUCAAGAAGGCGGAGGAAGUCUCUUCCCCAGUGACUGAAGAGAAGAGGAAGGAGGAAAGUUCUGACCAGAAACAGCUUGCUAAGGAUGAGCCAGCUCAAGGAGAAGCAAAGAAAGCAAAACCAAAGAAAAAGAGCGAAGAAAAGCGGCGACUUCUAGAAGAGGGUGAUGUUCCUGGGGAAGAGAAAAGACCUAUGCAAGGAGCGGAUGAAACACCUAAGGAACAACAAAAUAAACUUCAGGAGGUUGGUAGCGAGAAGAAGAAAAAGCGAAUACCAAAAGCAAUCAUUAUUCCUGACGAGAUAAGUUCUAAGUUUGGAGAACCUAGCACUCUUCAUUCAGAGACUAAUAUAACUACAAAAAUUACUGCCAGAGAAGGUAGUGCUGAAACUAUGUCACCUAUCAAACAACCACAGUCCGCCAGCAUUACGAUGAAAGUCGACAGUGCCAGCAAAAUUCAGUCACGAACAGCAACACCAAGUGGUGAAGCUACUGAAUUUACGUUUAAGCAGCGUUCACAAACUCCAGAAGGAAAGAAGGAGGACACUGCGGCGACAGUCAAGUUAAAAAAUGAAGGUGUCGACAGAACUGGUCUUCCUCCCAAACCGGGAGGUGAAGCUGCUAGCCCAAAACCAAACGAAGAGACUAAAAAGAAGAAAAAGGAAGAAAAAAGUGUGGAAGAAAAGCCUAAAGAGAAGGGUAAGCCUGAGGAAGAGAAGCCGAAGGAAGAGGUUAAACCGGGAGAAGUGAAACCCAAAGAAGAGGCUAAGAAGAAGAAGGAAGUAAAACCAAAGGAAGAGGCUAGACCUGAGGAGGAGAAGCCGAAGGAAGAGGUUAAACCUGCAGAAGAGGUGAAACCAAAAGAAGAGGCUAAGAAGAAGAAGGAAGUGAAGCCUAAGGAAGAGGUUGCAUCUGAGGAGAAGCCGAAGGAAGAGGUUAAGCCGGCAGAAGAGGUGAAACCCAAAGAAGAGGCUAAGAAGAAGAAGAAGGAAGUAAAACCAAAGGAAGAGGUUGCACCUGAGGAGAAGCCGAAGGAAGAUGAUAAACCGACAGAUGAAGUGAAACCCAAAGAAGAGGCUAAGAAGAAGAAGGAAGUGAAACCUAAGGAAGAGGGUGCAUCUGAGGAGAAGCCGAAGGAAGACGUUAAGCCGGCAGAAGAGGUGAAACCCAAAGAAGAGGCUAAGAAGAAGAAGGAAGUGAAACCUAAGGAAGAGGUCACACCUGAGGAGAAGCCGAAGGAAGAUGAUAAACCGGCAGAAGAAGUGAAACCAAAAGAAGAGGCUAAGAAGAAGAAGAAGGAAGUGAAGCCUAAGGAAGAGGUUGCACCUGAAGAAGAGAAACCGAAGGAAGAGGUUAAACCGGGAGAUGUGAAACCCAAAGAAGAGGCUAAGAAGAAGAAGGAAGUGAAGCCUAAGGAAGAGGUUGCACCUGAAGAAGAGAAGCCGAAGGAAGAUGAUAAACCAGCAGAUGAAGUGAAACCAAAAGAAGAGGCUAAGAAGAAGAAGGAAGUGAAACCAAAGGAAGAGGUUGCAUCUGAGGAGAAGCCGAAGGAAGAGGUUAAGCCGGCAGAAGAGGUGAAACCCAAAGAAGAGGCUAAGAAGAAGAAGGAAGUGAAACCUAAGGAAGAGGUUGCACCUGAGGAGAAGCCGAAGGAAGAUGAUAAACCGACAGAUGAAGUGAAACCCAAAGAAGAGGCUAAGAAGAAGAAGGAAGUGAAACCUAAGGAAGAGGGUGCAUCUGAGGAGAAGCCGAAGGAAGACGUUAAGCCGGCAGAAGAGGUGAAACCCAAAGAAGAGGCUAAGAAGAAGAAGGAAGUGAAACCUAAGGAAGAGGUCACACCUGAGGAGAAGCCGAAGGAAGAUGAUAAACCGGCAGAAGAAGUGAAACCAAAAGAAGAGGCUAAGAAGAAGAAGGAAGUGAAACCUAAGGAAGAGGGUGCAUCUGAGGAGAAGCCGAAGGAAGACGUUAAGCCGGCAGAAGAGGUGAAACCCAAAGAAGAGGCUAAGAAGAAGAAGGAAGUGAAACCUAAGGAAGAGGUCACACCUGAGGAGAAGCCGAAGGAAGAUGAUAAACCGGCAGAAGAAGUGAAACCAAAAGAAGAGGCUAAGAAGAAGAAGGAAGUGAAGCCUAAGGAAGAGGUUGCACCUGAAGAAGAGAAACCGAAGGAAGAGGUUAAACCUGCAGAAGAAAUGAAACCCAAAGAAGAGGCUAAGAAGAAGAAGAAGGAAGUAAAACCAAAGGAAGAGGCUAGACCUGAGGAGGAGAAGCCGAAGGAAGAGGUUAAACCGGGAGAAGUGAAACCCAAAGAAGAGGCUAAGAAGAAGAAGGAAGUGAAACCUAAGGAAGAGGUCACACCUGAGGAGAAGCCGAAGGAAGAUGAUAAACCGGCAGAAGAAGCGAAACCAAAAGAAGAGGCUAAGAAGAAGAAGAAGGAAGUGAAGCCUAAGGAAGAGGUUGCACCUGAAGAAGAGAAACCGAAGGAAGAGGUUAAACCGGGAGAAGUGAAACCCAAAGAAGAGGCUAAGAAGAAGAAGGAAGUGAAACCUAAGGAAGAGGUUGCACCUGAGGAGGAGAAGCCGAAGCCCGAAGAUAUGGUCGAGAGUGUCGCAUUAGAGGAGCAACCUGAAACAACAGGGAAACCUAAGCGGAAAUCUCGCAAACAAGUCGUCCAAGGUACUAUUCCUGAGGGAGAAGCGGUAGAUGCUCUAUCCGGGGAUAGCAGCCCUCGCGAAAGUGAGGCCGUCAGCAUUAAAACUUCGAGAAAGUCUUCGGGCGCCUCCAGUGUUGACAGCUACACUAUUUCACGACGGCGAAUGAGAAAAGGAGGAUUUCUGUCAACACCGGGGGCAGAAGUUGUGGUUUUGCGUGGCGACAGUGUUAAAUUCGAAUGCGAGUUAGUGAAUGAGAGCGAAGAAGUUGAAUGGUUUAUCAACGAUAAAUCGUUCGCUGCUGAUGCCAGGGCUUCUGAAGAAUCGAAGGGACCUUUAAGAAUUCUAGUCAUACAGGAUCUUUCUCCUGCAGAUACAGGAAUGACAGUAGAAGUUCGACUUGGUGAUAACGUGGCUACUUCUAAAGUUAUCGUUGAAGAUACUCUUGCUGAGAUAACAAAACGAUUGGAGCGUAGAACUACUGGAAAAGAAGGAGAAAAUGUAGUUCUCAGUAUCGAAUUAAAUCACGAAGCAAAAGAGAUUGCGUGGUUUAAGGACGAGAAGCCAAUUUCAAACACGGAGAAAGUAACUACGGAAAGUGAAGGUACAUACUGCCGGUUGACAAUAAAACGAGCUGACUACAGCGAUGCUGGUCAGUACACAGUAGUAGCCGAUGGGUCUAAGAGCUACACAAAUCUUCAGAUCUUGGGAAAACCAAAAAUAAAAAGAGAUGAGAAGGAAAUUAUCGAGGUGGAAAGAGACGAAAACAUCGUGUUCAACAUACCUUUUGAGUGCCACGAAGAGCCAAAUGUUUCUUGUCUUUUCAAUGGUUCAGUGCUCUGUGAAGAUGCGAAAACGUUGAUUGAUGUGCAUGAAAAUGUCGUACGAUUCUGCAAGAAACACGUGACUAAGGUGGAUUCUGGCGAGUAUACAAUUAAACUCUUCAAUGAGAUUGGGGAGGAGUCUGUGUCGGUGCCAGUUCUAGUAAAAGAUGUUCCCGAAAAACCGUCAAGCAUCUCCGUUACGGAGAUCGAAACUGAGGCAAUUACUAUCGCAUGGAAUGCACCAAAUGAUGAUGGAGGACAACUCAUAACCGGAUAUUUAAUAGAGAAGAAGGAGGAUGGUCGUAGAACUUUCCACAAAGUUGCACAGGUUUCGGGCGCGUCGAGAUCAUAUACUGUAGAUGAACUGGAGAUGCAAACCGGCUACAUAUUGAGAGUAUCUGCAGUCAACAAAUAUGGAGCUGGAGAACCAAUCGAGACACCAGUUGUAACCACAGGAAGUCCAUACAUGGCUCCAACGAUAACUGAUGCGCCAGUUGUGUCAGAAAUUACCGAAAAUACUUGUGUGCUAACUUGGGAAAAGCCGACAGAAGACGGUGGAUCGCCUAUUUACGGUUACGAUGUUUACAAAAAAGAAGAUAAUGGAGGAUGGAUUAAGAUGAAUGACGAAUUUCUCUUCCAAGAACGAUUCAAAGUUCUGGAUCUUCUACCGAAUAUCAACUAUGUGUUCAAAAUUGAGGCUCACAAUGAAGCUGGCUUCUGUUCGGCAUCGAACGUCGAAUCGGAGCCGCUGUUGAUCUCGCCAAUUCUUGGUUCAGGUCGUCCUACUAGCAUCCUUCCCAUCCCGAGAAUCACGAUUACCGGCGAAGAUAGUGUGACCGUUGAAUGGGAUGUGGAUGACGAUGAACCUAGCACCGAAUUCAUCGUUUCAUACAAAUCCGAAAGCUCAUCGGUUUGGACUGAGGUGCAAUGUCAUAAUAACUCAUGCACUAUAGAAGGCCUAAAAGAAGGUGUUUCUUAUGUCUUCAAAGUUGCCCCAAGAAAUGAAGUUGGGGUUGGUAAUUUCUCAGAGGAAUCACAGCCAAUCAAAGUUAUCCCUAGUGUUGCUCCUGUUAUCAUCAAGCCAAUUAGGAACACAACUAUUCCUAAGAAGCGUAGUUUACAUUUGGAGUGCCACGCUAACGCUGAACCUGCUCCAGAAUAUAUUUGGUAUAAGGAUGGAAAGGAAAUUAUCCCGCAGAAUGCUAACACAGAGAUUGUAAACGAAGGCUACAUGAGUUUUCUGAUUAUUCACAGUGUCGAGAGUUGUGACGCUGGAGUUUACAAAUGUGAAGUGGAAAAUCAAUUCGGAAAAACGAGCUGCUCGGCUACAGUUAGCGUCACCGAUGUACGUUGUCACUUUGAGUCCUCGUUCUCCGAAUACACCGAGGUGAUCGAGGGUCAAGAAAUCAAACUUGAAUGCACUCUUUCUGAUGAAGACGGCGUGGUGGAGUGGUACAAAGAUGGAAAGAUCUUGGCUGCAGACGACCGUAUCAGUAUUUUAAGCGAUGAUAGAAUUCGAAUGUUGAGAAUAACUUCGGUUAAAGAAGGUGACAGUGGUAUAUACCGUUGUCAGACUUCGGACGGAAGAAGUAGGACCGAAGGCGAACUCCUUAUCAAAGAAGAGGAACCACACAUUAGCGUUGGUCCUCAGGACAACAUCAUCAAAGAGUUCGGAAUACCGGUCGAGCUGAGAUGCGAGCUGACAAAACCUGCCAACAGAGUCUUAUGGUUCAAAAAUGGAAAAGAAAUAUGGCCACAAACAAACAAAUAUGCCAUUGUGAUGGAGGAUUGUGUAUCGACACUUAAGAUACUGAACUUCGACAAAUCUGAUAUAGGAGAAUAUUACGCAGCUCUGAACGAAAAAGACGCUUCUGCGCCUGCCCAUUUAAAUCUUGAAGUGGCUCCUGAAAUUAAGAUACUUGAAAAUAUCGGUGAAAAUGUGGUAGUUCAUGCUCACACUGAAUUUGACUUCCACGUCGAAGCUGAUGGACAUCCACAACCGACAGUUAACAUUCUGCACAACAACUCUCGUGUUCAGAGUGGCCCUAAGGUGGAAGUGGAGGAGUAUGAGAACACGUUCAGCGUUCGCAUGAGGGACGUGACACGAGAUGAGAUUGGCACGAUCUCGAUCACCGCAGAAAACUGUGCCGGUGUAGCUCAUAAGGAAUUCCACCUUGAUGUUAUUGAUGUUCCAAGCGAGCCACUGGAGUUGAAGGCAACAAAUACGACCCAGCAGUCAACAACUUUGUCGUGGAAAGUUCCUACGGAAACAAAUGGAGCUCCAAUCACUGGGUUCAUUAUUGAAAGAAAGGCAGUUGACAGUAGUAGAUGGCGAACAAUAGGUAAGACGAACGCAAGAACUCUGAAAUUUGAGGCCGUAGAUUUGCUCACAAUGCAGGUCUACGGUUUCCGUGUGAUAGCAAUGAACGAAGCCGGAGAAGGGCCACCAUGUCACCCUGUUGACGUACUCAUAUCGGAAGAGGAGACAGAGAGUGACGGCACAUCUUCGGUCUCUUUGAAUAAGCCUGAUGCACCCACCGCAGAGCUCGAAGGGAAGAAAGCUGUCAUAUCGUGGAAUCCUACUGAGGAUGCCAUUCUCUAUCGACUAGAACAAAAACACGAUUCUGGUGAAUGGGACGAAGUCGCGACAAUCCAUGAGACUUCAUUCGUAAAUUCGCUGGAGGAAGAUGGCUCCUAUACAUAUCGAGUAAUUGCGACUAACUCUUUCUCUGAAUCGAAUUCAAGCGAGGAAUCAAUUCCUAUCUUGCUUGUAUCCGAGACUAAAGUGAUCGACAAAGAUGAACCUGAAGACCAACAAAAGCAAGUAAUCGAUGGUAUGUUGGAUGAUAAGGAAGAAACGGUAGCUGACGGGCUGCCAGGAUUAAAGGCAAGCGGAGAGGCGUCUGAUAAGGCUGAAGAUGAAGCAGUUAAGGAUGGAGAACCACCACGAGGAGUUGAGGAGAUGAGAAAAGAGGAAGAGAAGAUAAUGGACGGUGAAGUGCCAGAGGACCAGAAGGCAUCAAAGAAGGAGCAAAAGACUCCAAAAAAGAAGGGUAAAGUGCAGAAAAAAGAAAAACCUGCUCAGAUGGCUGAUGAAGGCGGUAAAGUUGAUGACGUGUCGGAAGAGCAAAAAGUGAAAGAUGCUUCUGAGACUGCGGAUCAUCAGGAAAAAAUGGAAGAAGCUGCUCCAAAGGUCAAAAAGGAAGAAAAAGAUGAUAAAGCUUUGGAAAAACAGGAGAAGUCGAAGUUGGAUGGAACAGCUCCUGAAAAGAUAGAUAAGGAAGAGGAUGGAGUAGCUGAGAAACUAGACGUAACCAAGAAGGACCAAUCAGAUGGGCAGCAGAAGGAGGACAAAGGUGCUGUUGGGCCCAAGAAGGACAAGGCAGAUAAAGAUAAGAAAAAGGGUAAAGAUGCUGAGAAGCUUGAUGUGACAAAGAAAGUCGAAGCGGAUAGGAAGAAGGAAGAAGAUGAAGCUGCUGAGAAGCUAGAUGGAAUCAAAGCAGAUGACAAAGUACCUGAAGACAAGAAGGAAGUGAAGAAGAAGGAAGUAUCACCCGAAAAGGCAGAUGAGAAGAAGAAAGAAGCAACCAAGAAGAAAAAAGAGAAGAAGGUCCCAGAAGCAAAAGUUAAGGAUGUCGUUGAGAACGGAGAACAGCCGUCAGAUUCUGAUUCAGUCACUGCAUCUCAAGCUUCAGAAAUUCAGCAGGAGAAACUGAUUCAGGAACCAAAGAAGUCGGAUCUGAUUUUGAAGCCGAACAAAGAAAUCGUUGAAGUUAAAACUGGUCGCUCUUUUGAGUUGACUGUAGAUGCAAAUAAUGACGUGAAGUUUGAAUGGACAAGAGAUGGUCACUCUCUUGAUUCCACUUAUUCCAUAAAGGACACCAAGACUCGUAGUACUGUUCACGUGAAAUCUGCCAGCAGUGAAAACGCUGGAAAAUAUGAAUGCAAAGGAACAGCCGCCGAUGGGGAUACGGCCAUUGUUUGGAUUACCGUCAAAAUUCCAGCGGCUCCUAUCAUAGAACUCGAAUCGAAAGUGGUCGAAGUGAAAGUUGGCGAAACCGCUACACUUUUUGCUAAUAUUCUAGGAGCUACGGACAUAAAAUGCGUAUGGAAAAAGGACGGCAAGCCAAUCAAGGAAAGCAAAAACAUAAUUUCAUCUUGUAAGGAAGGGACCGCUCAACUUGUAAUCAAAAAUGCAGAAAUUUCUCACAGUGGUGUGUACAAUCUAAAGGUAACAAGUGCUGAUGGAACUGCAGAAGCUGAUAUCACACUCAUUGUGAAAUCCGUUCCUGCCGCACCUGAAGCUCCUCUUACCGUCAAAAUUGAGGGGAACACUUGCAAUCUCUCGUGGAAAGAACCCCUGACCAACGGGAAUACUCCAAUUUUGGGUUAUUAUAUAGAAAAAUACGAGGAGAAGAAGAAAAAAUGGAACUUUGUUGCUAGAUGUACGGAGACAUACUUUAAGACAGACAUAGACGAAGCCGCUACCCGUUAUCGUUUCCGUAUCGCGGCCGAAAACACAGUUGGUGUUGGACCAACAAUUGAGGCUGACGGGGAAAUUCCCAAGAACCUACAAGUGACCGGUCCUCCAAAUCCCCCAGGCAAGCCUUGUGUGGAUAAACAAAGUGUGGACUCUCUACAACUAUCUUGGUCAGCACCUGCGCAGGAUGGAGGCGCUCCAAUAACCCAAUAUGUGGUUGAAAUGCGUUCUAAGAAAAAAAGUAAAACUUGGAAGAAGGCUGAAAUAUGUAAAGAACCCUCUGUGACCCUUUUCAACCUUGUAUCUGGAGAAACGUUCGUUUUCCGUGUACGAGCCGAAAACAGCAUUGGAUUGUCGGAACCAUCCGAGGAAUCAGAACCUAUACUUAUGGAGGAGCUAAAACCUGGAGAGAAACCAGAGGAAGUGGUAGUUGACGGAGAUAAGGCAACCGCCGCUGUGAACUACGAAACACUUGACGCCGAAGUUGAUCCAUCGGAUCGUAAGGCUAUUGACGCAAACCGUCUUCCGAAUGAUUUUGAGGCUAAGUAUACAAUCUGUGAAGAACUUGGUCAAGGUGCUUAUGGUACAGUUUACAGAGUAAUUGAGAAGGCUACUGGUAAGACGUGGGCAGCUAAGAUGGUGCAGGUCAGACCAGGAGUAAAACGUGAGGAUGUUCUUCAUGAAAUCUCGAUGAUGAAUCAGCUGCAACACGACAAACUUCUACAUCUUCAUGAAGCUUUCGACAUUGGCAGCGAAAUUUGUCUGAUUGAAGAAUUUGUAUCUGGCGGUGAACUGCUCGAUAAGAUCGUCGAAGAUGAAAUGCUGAUGAGCGAAAAGGAAGUCCGAGAUUACAUGAAGCAAAUACUUGAAGGAUUAGCUUACAUGCAUAGCAGGCAGAUCGUACAUUUGGAUCUGAAGCCCGAGAACAUCCUUCUCAAAUCGAAAAAAUCCAACGACGUUAAACUAAUCGACUUUGGAUUAGCUCGGAAGUUGGAUCCACACAAAACGGAGAAGUUGUUGUUUGGGACGCCGGAAUUCUGCGCACCUGAAGUUGUCAACUACGAACCAGUUGGGCUAAGCACCGAUAUGUGGUCUGUGGGUGUGAUCACCUAUUUGCUUCUCUCGGGAAUUUCGCCAUUCUUUGGAGAAACGGAUGCAGAAACGCUGGCUAAUGUCUCAGCUGCAGAUUGGGAUUUCGAUGAUCCGGUUUGGGAUGACGUUUCUGAGACGGCAAAGGACUUCAUUUGUCGACUGAUGGCAAAAGAUAAGCGUAAACGCAUGACAGUGCAACAAGCGCUACAACAUCCGUUCAUUAGCACCCCCAAAGAACCACAAAUGCGUGCUCAAUUGACUCCUCAACAGAAAAGAAAGUUUAUGGUACUUAGAAGAUGGUCUGAUGAUCUGCUUCCAAUCGGUCGAUUGGCCAACAGAGGAGCGAUCUUCCGAAGGCAUUCAAUGGACGGAGUGUUUGAGAGGAACAUCAGUUUUGAUAGUGACUACCCUCCGGCUUUGAAGAAGCAACUCGAAGACAUCGUCGCCCAUGUUGGAGAUCUGAUAGCGACUCUUUCAUGUGAAGUUGAUGCGAUACCUUCACCGAGAAUCAGUUGGUUCAAGGAUGACAAGCAAUUGGACGUCCCAUCGAUCAAGUUUGAUUCGUUGUACGAAGAUGGAACUGCUGAGUUGACGGUGAAAAAUAUCGAAGAAUCCGAUGCUGGAAACUAUGCCUGUAGAGCUACAAACCAACUUGGAUCUAUCACCACUGAGGCGAAGAUGGUAGUGGAGAAAAGAAAAGAAAAGAAGAAAUCAACUGAAGAUGAGAAGAAAACGAAGAAAACCACUAAGGUGACUGCGGAGGAACCAGAGAAGGUUAGCGCAGCCCCAUCCUUCAAUCCAACGUUGAGAGAUUGUUCCGUGCUGCUUGGAGAGACUCUAAAACUUUCCGUUGGAACAACACCCGAUGUGAAAGUUGAAUGGUGGCACAACGGGACGAGAAUUAGCGAAAGCGAUGAGCAUUACAUCCAGAAACAAGGAAAGGAUAGCGUUGAGCUCAUUAUCCACAAUGCAAGCACGUGUGAUCAAGGCGAAUGGAAGGUCAUAGGUGGAAACGACAUGGGGAAGUGUGAAUGUUCUUGCACAGUGGAUGUGACGAUUCCGGAUGGCUUUAUGGGACCCACGUUCGAAAAACCGCUAGAGGAUAUUCGAUGUGAAGAGCAAGAACUGCUCACGUUACCUGUUAAGAUUGCUGCAAAUCCAGCACCUGAGAUCAUUUGGUACUACAACGGCACAGAAAUCAAGCAUUCGGAUCGUUAUCGAAUAUUGUUUGAGGAUGAGAAACGCGAAUAUUCGUUGAUAAUUGUGAGCGCAUACGCUGAAGAUAGCGGAGAGUAUAGAUGCUGGGCUAAAAAUGUGGUUGGUGAAGCUCAAAGUGUUUGUUCCGUCCGAAUUGAGGAGCUUGAGGAUAAACGAAGUAAGAAAGUUGAUGAAUCAAAAGCUCCAAAGUUCACAAUGCCUCUUCCUAAUCCACGAGAGGUUUCGGAAGGUUCUGAAAUAGUUUUAUCCUGUGUUGUCACUGGCACUCCAUAUCCGAAGGUUAUAUGGCUAAAAGACGGUUUAAGAAUAUCCCCGUCUGAGAAGGCGAUAAAAUGUGAAAACGGAGUCUGUACGUUCUCAAAUCCCUCAGCGACACCAGAAGAUGCUGGUCAUUAUAUUUGUGAAGCGGCGAACAUUCACGGUAUUGCCCGGUCAGAGUGCGAUGUGAUCAUCACAUCGUCAACAGAAGCCGAUCAAUCACCCCCUAAUUUCGUUCUUUUGCUAACAGAUGUUACCGCUCAUGAACAAGAAGAAAUUCUUCUGGAAUGUUGUUUCAAUGGAAAACCUAAUCCAAAUAUUUCAUGGUACAAGGAUGGUCAGAAACUUGUAAUAGAAAAUCGUAUGCUACAGUACACGGACAGAAAAGGUUUAGCCAGGUUGAAUAUCAUGAACGCUGUACCAACGGAUUCCGGACAAUUUUCUUGUGAAGCGGUGAACGCGCUGGGCAAAGAUACAACCGAGUGCUAUGUGAAAGUUACAGGUGAUGCCACCCCGAGCAUAUCACGAAGUCCUAGUCGUAGCACCAGUGAAUCCAUUGGAUACGUUUCGGAUGACUCUCAUGCUCCAAUAAUUACACGACCGCUUGUGGACACAAUUGUGCAAGCUGGUUGCCGGGAAAUCCUUGAGUUAGAAGUGGAUGGAACACCAACCCCAAUGAUUGAAUGGUAUCACAAUGGGAAACUCGUUUCUGAAAGCAGGAAUGUUCGAAGCUAUUUUGAUGGAAGAGUUGCGUUUUUGAAGUUCUACGAUGCGCAAGCGAAUAAUCAAGGACAGUACACUUGCAAGGUGUCGAACAAAUUAGGUGUGGUUGAGUCUCGAGCAGAUCUAAUCGUACAACAGCAAACUUCGGACAAACUCCAACAAAUCCCAAUAUUUGUCAAGAAACUACAAGACGUUACCAUUCAAGAGGUAGGCGAAUCGAUUUCCCUGACCUGCCAAGCACGUGGUGAUCCGGUGCCGGAAUUCCGCUGGCUGCGCGAUGGUCAGCCUGUGGAUUCCCAAGCAUCGUUCCGAUGUCGAUCGUUUGAUGACGGGAUUGCAACAUUGGAAAUAAACAACGUAACCGAAGAACUUUGUGGUACGUACACUGCGGUCGCUUACAGUCCAAUUGGAGAAGCUCAUUCCUCAGCGCUUGUUACGCUGGAUCGAUCUGAAGUGAAGGACGCUGCUACAACUGCUCCUUCAAUCAUCGUUGCGCCACAGCCCAACAUAACCGUCGACGAAUCAUCACUUCUGACCAUCGUUUGUGAUAUCCAUGGUGCUCCCGAAAUGGAUAUUUCAUGGCUUAGGAACGGCGUACUGCUGAAAACUACGGAAAGAAUCCAAAUGGAACGUGAUGGACUCGCUUGCACUCUCAUCAUUUCCAAUGUAACUCCCGAAGACGAAGGAAAAUACACAAUCAUCGGAAAGGAUUCGUUUGGUGAAGCGAAAGCGGAUACUACGGUCACUGUAACACCGAAACGUGAACCUGCCGGGGCUACUUCAGUGAAAAUAGUGAAAGAACCUCCUGGACCUGUGGAAGAACUUCAUGUAGUAAAUAUUGACACGAACUCUGUUUCAUUAGAAUGGGCAGCCCCAUCAAACACCGGAGGAUCACGUGUUGAUGAGUAUAUAGUGGAACAGCGGACUCCUGACCAGCAAAGUUGGGUGGAAGUGUCGACUGUGACUCGACCACGGUGUACCAUCAAAGGUCUUCUACCCAGCACAGAAUAUAUCUAUCGCGUAGCCGCAAAGAAUUCACAAGGAGUUGGUGAUAGGAGUGCUAUUUUACACGUGAACACCUUGACCGAAGGAAGUAAACCACAAUUUACUGAACCACCACCGUCGUUGGUUACUGUACUCGAUGGAGAGCAAUUAAAUAUUUCUGCAAAAUUCACCGGUGCACCGACACCUGCUGUGAAAUGGUACCGAGACAGAAGAGAAAUCACGGAUUUGGAUAGCAUCACAGUGGACAGUGACAGCACGUCGUUAACAAUUCAUGAAGCUCGCCAUGGUGUAGACGACUCAUUGUACUCGUGCUUAAUAGAAAAUGAUAUGGGACAAGUUUCAACCGACAUAUCGGUGUCAAUCAUCCUGAGCAGUGAGGAUGCCACCGAUAUGGAUACGAGGAGUGAGCUCAGCGAGAGGCCUGCUGCUGCUGGUGCCGCCGGUGGUGCUCCUUCUUUGCUGAAGCCGUUAACGGACACAACUGUACAGUCGGGGCAGCAAUUCAGUCUGACCUGCCGAAUUACGUCGAAAAAUGGCACCGUUGCCUGGUAUCACAACGACAGUCGUGUUAAAUCCGCAGGACGUUACGAACUUUUCACUUCACAGAAUGGUGUCCACAAAUUGGUGUGUCACACCAGUACAAAUGACGAUUCGGGUGUCUAUCGAUGUGUUGUGACGAACAACAAAGGGAUCACACAAACCGAGUGCGAAGUCAUCGUCAAGGAUGCUGCUGAACAGGUAACACCUUCGUUCCAGCCGCCGUUAGUCGACACUACAACUCUGGUCGGAAAAGAUCUCGUCCUGAAGUGUCGCGCAGUAGGUUUUCCUGACCCGGAACUCGCUUGGACAAAAGAUGGUGAACGAUUGGCGACAAGCAGGAGAGUACGCCUUGUCUUCGACGACAACUGCGGUUCUGAGCUACAUAUCCGUGAUUGUUGCGCUCAGGAUGCCGGGAUAUAUUUUUGCACGGCUAUGAACACUGCUGGUAUUCAAUCAACACAGUGUACGCUUACUGUUGUUGACGUUGCUGGCGAUGAUGCUCAUUUGGUCGUUGCCGAAGAAGAGAAAGUUGCGAAACCACGAUUUAUCCGCGCUCCCCCAUCUACGAUGGACAUUCAUGAAGGCGGACAAUUCAAACUGAUUGCUAAGGCCGUUGGUGAGCCGAAGCCGUCGAUCAUUUGGAAGAAAGACGGAAGAGAAGUGCUUCGAACGAAUCGGCUCUACAAAACCUAUUUAACCGGAGAUGGUGAAAGUCAUUUGCUUGUUGAAUGUGUUGUGUCAAAAACCAGUGGGAUUUUUACUUGUAUUGCACACAACAUUCACGGGGAGGCUGAAAGCGAAACCCAAGUUAUCGUCCAUCGCGGCAUGACCACAGCUCCAUUAGCGGAAAAACCAACGUUUUCACAGCAUUUAAAAGAUUUAGGUGUAGUGACUGGACAUCCGGUCACACUCAGCUGCAAGGUGCAUGGAGUUCCUGAACCUGAACUGAAAUGGUACUAUAUUGACGAUGCAGGGAACGUUACAAGUCUUACUGAGGAUGAACAUGGAUGGAUCGAGUGUCGAGGAGGAGAGGUUGCUGAGCUAAAAGCAGAUUGUGUGCUAAGAAAUCAGCAGGGCACCUAUCAAUGUGUAGCCAGCAACGAGCACGGCCAAACUAGCACACAAUGCUACCUUCUUAUUGGAGAGCUUAAAGACGAACAUGCUGGUCCUCCACGAUUCCUACGCUGUCUCCGUGAUGUGUGGGCUCCGCUCGGUGAGGAAGUCGUAUUUGAGGUGGAAGUAGCCGGAUAUCCUGCUCCGGAUCUCACCUGGUACCAUCAGGAUAAGCGAGUAACGGAAGGAAAGGAUGUGAAGAUAAAUUACAUCUCCGAAGAAGUGUGCGAGCUUCGGGUAUCACAGCUGUCUCUUCGGGAUCUGGGCAGCUAUGCUGUAGAAGCCUCAAACGUGCACGGUAUAGUGAAGACCACGUGCUUCCUCAACGUCGGAGAACAGCGCCGAGCCGAGCCGCCGCAGUUCCAGCAAGUGGAAGCGCCAGAAAUUGCAGUUCAACCGAAAGUCGCAUUUCGAGAAUCUGUGAAAAAGUCAGCCUCGACUGUGCGUAAGGAGAUGCGCAAAAAAGGUGCUCCACCAGUCUUCGUUCAAGGUCUUGAGGAUUUGGAACUGCAAGCUGGUGACUCAGCGGCUGUAUCCGGGAAGCUUUCUCGAAAACAUCGACAUCAUCAUGGCGGUGAGAGGAAACUGUCGAAAAGUGCCCGAGUUGACGCUCGCGGUCUCGCUGCUGCCAUUGUGGCUGGGAUGAGUAACGAUGAAACCCCGAGGCAGAGUGUAGAAGAGAGCAAACAGGAGAUUGCCAUGGAAGAGGUUCGAAGUGCAAUCCAAGCAAGGAAUAUAAAUAUGUGUAGACCAAAAUUUGUAGUGAAACCAAAGCCUAAGAAGGUUUUGGAAGAAUUUAAAUCACUACGCCUGAAGACUGCCAUCUCUGCCAAUCCAACACCGUCUGUGUAUUGGGAUCGGGAAGGUGUUGUGUUGGAAACCGGAAACAAGUAUUCGAUUUACAAUGAUGGCGAUUUCUACUAUCUUGAGGUUCAUCACGUCUCCUUGUUCGAUCAAGGUUUCUACAAUUGUACUGCUACAAAUAGCGAAGGAAUCUCCACUUGCUCGUCAGAGGUGGAGGUGGUUAAACCCACUGAGGAUACCGCGAUGCAGCAAGAAAAAAGAAAAUACAGAAAGGAGAUGCGAAAACCGAAUUUUAUUGAAGUUCUACCAGGAAAGAUGAAGGCGAACGCUUGUGAACCGUUGUCAAUCGAAUGUUCGGUGUCCGGUUAUCCGGCACCGGCCAUACGAUGGCUGAGAAAUGGUGCUCCGCUUCUGCCACAAGCAGAAAGGUACUCAAUGUCGUAUGACGGUGAGUGCGCCACGUUGAAGUUCGCCUUUGUCUCGGUCGCUGAUGAAGGAGUAUAUACGCUUGAAGCUAGAAACGAGUUUGGAGAUACGAGAACACAGAUGUCCCUAGAAGUGGAUCCAGGAGAUUCACUGUCAGCUGAUGGUAUUCCACCUUUGUUCAGAACUGAAAAAGUACGGCAGAUUAUCAAAGCAAAUGACGGAGAGCGUGUUGAAUUAGCGGCUGAACUUGUUCAAGGUUCCGAACCUCUUCAUAUACGUUGGAUACGGAAUCGUGUCGCUAUAGCCGACUCUGAAUCGUUCCAAUAUGUUCGAAAUGGCACUGAUAUUCGACUAGUGAUUGCUGACGCAUUCCCAGAGGAUGGAGGAGAGUAUGCUGUGGAAGCACGGAAUUUAUAUGGCACUGCCAGAUGUAUUAUGAGAUUGGAUAUCCACAGUCACGAACGUUCGAUUGCUGAGGACGCGCCUCGGAUUGUGAGCGCUCCAAAACUUAUUAGAGCUGCUCCUGGGGAGUCGGCUGAGCUCUCAGUUCGUAUCACAGGACAUCCGGAACCCGUGAUUGCGUGGGCAAAAUCUGGGACAGCAUUAACGAAUUCUGAGAAAUUCACGCUUCUCAACGAAGGCGAUGAAUUUACAUUACGUAUAAACGAGGUCAUACGUACUGAUGCCGGGAAGUAUUCCCUAACAGCUGUAAACGUUGCUGGUGAAGUGACGGCCACUAUUGAGUUGGCUGUUGCUGAACCUACGAGUUCGUCCACAGUGCGACCACGCUUCACGCAUGCUCCUGUUUCGGUACAGUCUCGAGUUGGGCAACGAGUAGAGCUGCUGGCUCGGUUUACUGGGCAACCAGCUCCCGUUUGCCGUUGGUUCAAAGGCGACGUCGGGCUGGAGGAUGGCGUCGGCGGUUAUACGAUCGCCGAUGGCGCGGACAGUUCGACGUUAUCGAUUCUGUACUUGGAGAAUGAGCAUAUCGGAGAAUACCUUUGCACUGUACGUAACCCUUAUGGAGAAGAUCUCGCCACAGCUAUGAUCAUGAUUGAAGGCUCUUCUAUUGCACUACCACUACGAAGAUCGAAUCGUAGAUGA
Messenger RNA from Necator americanus (New World hookworm), 38922 nucleotides. RefSeq lists its product as uncharacterized. Gene Ontology annotation, molecular function: protein binding; protein kinase activity; ATP binding. The transcript has 113 exons. The record is from RefSeq and is a predicted model, not a curated record. Gene Ontology annotation, biological process: protein phosphorylation. Lineage: Eukaryota; Metazoa; Nematoda; Chromadorea; Rhabditida; Ancylostomatidae. The coding region runs from base 1 to 38922 and encodes 12973 amino acids.